This is a messenger RNA of Cynoglossus semilaevis (tongue sole), 3169 nucleotides long. RefSeq names its product ABRA C-terminal like (gene abracl). The record is from RefSeq and is a predicted model, not a curated record. Bases 1127 to 1372 code for a protein of 81 amino acids. Lineage: Eukaryota; Metazoa; Chordata; Actinopteri; Pleuronectiformes; Cynoglossidae. The transcript is spliced from 4 exons. Gene Ontology annotation, biological process: regulation of actin filament-based process.
UGUAUUAUUUCACAAAAAUAUUUUGUGCGUAAGCAUUAAUUUUGAAAGAGUNNAUCUCACAUUUUCCGGUGUAAAUCAGUGCCACUUCGGUCUAACUUGAUGUCCAGUGAUGUCACGAGUCUGCGGUCCGAGUCAGCGCGAGGCUGCAAAGGCUGGCAAAAACCCGGAUGUGCACUUUCAAAAUAAAUUUCAAACGGGAAUUGACACAUUAAGGCUCUAUGUGUAAAGAAUAAUAUCAUAAACCGAAUAUAAAAUUAAUUGCGCUCAUACCUUACUUGUGCAAAUCCCACAUGUUUUAUUUACUGUUAUCUGUGCCCAUAGAUAAUGGAGAAGAACAGAACACAGCAGUAUUUUUUAAAAACCGUCUAGUCAAGUAAAGCUUAAAUCUAACCAUAUGUGAGCAAUAAUGACGUGGUUGUUGAAUUUACCAUUUUCCACAUCCUACCAAAUUGCACUGCACGCAAAUGUACCAUUAUGAAUUUUGGAAAAGUAAACCAAAAGCUUGUUAAUUCAAAAAUCUUUCUCCAUAAUUCAAUGUAUAGUAUAAAAUACGGUUACAUCUGAAUUGCAUUUUCUUAUUUUAUCCCCAACUGUAUGUACUGUACAUGACGCACACUGACACUGAUGCUACAAGUCUGGGGUCACAGUGCGCAUAUAUCUCUAUAGAACAGCCAUUGAACGAGGGAUUCCUGAGUUGAUUCAUUGCAAAGUGUGAAACAUAAUUUUUACCUCUGACUGAAAAAGCGCAUGAGAGCACUUAUCUCGUCUUUGCCAUAUAUGGAGCAGCAGCAACAACAAGGUGUCACAAUGAAGUCAGGCGAGCCUUAAAUGGCGCCUUCAGGAGCUAUUAGAAAAUUAGAUAAAGGUCGCAAAAUCCUUAAAGUUGAAGAGGUAAAAAACAGAAAAAAAUAAAAUUGAUACAUUUUAAACAUGUGUCAUUGAUUUAAAAAGCCAAGUCACUUUGGAAAAGCCUAACGUUUAACGAACAAAAAGUAAAUGGAACGUUUUUACAAUAGGUAUUACUGGAUUUUCGAGCGUUCCCUGAAUGCAACAACACUGUCCAGCUUAAAGCCGAUUCACCAUAAAGUCCUGCUUCACUUCAAUUCCAACAAGAAACUGAGGAACAAUGAAUGUCGCUCACGAGGUCAACAUGUUGGUGGAGGAGAUUCAGAGACUCGGCACUGAAAAUGCUGAUGGAAACAUCAGUGUGAAGUUUGGAGUCUUGUUUAAUGACGAUCGCUGUGCCAACAUCUUCGAGGCGCUGGUGGGAACAUUGAGAGCUGCCAAGAAAAAGAAGAUUGUCGAUUACAAAGGCGAGUUGCUUUUACAGAACGUCCACGACGACGUAGAUAUAGUCUUGCUUCAAAAGUAAGACAGAUGUGAAGACCCAGAGGCCUUUGGAGCAACUUUGAAUCCUCGAAAAUUCCAGGUUUCCAUAGAAUUUUAACAGCUUACUUCAGGGCUUCUGAGCUUCUGUAUGUGCUUCGUGUGUGAGGCUCAGAAUUCGGAUUAAAUGACCAAACAGUUGACACAGAUUGUCACUGCAAAAAUGUAUUAGACUGUAAUAUAGACUGCCCAAAAGUCUCAUUUAAAUAUUCAGCUGAAUCAGCUAUAUCAAGCAUUAUCAGCUAAAAUUUCUACUAGUGUUGUCCUUAUUAAAUCAACCAUGAGUGUAUAAUGUCACUUUAGCCAAGUUUCCACCACAUACUCCCAGAAAAUGUCAGUGCCAAGAACCAUUAUCAAAUGUCUUAACAGUUUUUCUUACAGUUGGAGCUCACAUUUCCACUGCAGUGAAAGUCUCUUAAAGAUUAUGCAAAUACACAUCCUGUGUUUGAGACCAGAAGUUCCAUUGAUUUCCCCAUUUAUCCAGGUUUUUAUCAGGCUCUCAGAACAGCCUCCGGCAGAGCUGUACAUACAGUAGUUCCUGGUACUAGUUGCCUCUAUGGAAAUGUGCCUUGGAAAUGUACUCUUUCAGGAGAGACAGUUUGCACAAAUUGAAUUCUUGAGUUUUUUUUUACAACAUACUGACUUUGUUUUUUUGUUGUAUUCAAGACAAAAUAUGAUAACUAUCAUAACAACACCUGUCAUCACUGUAGUAAUUUUGAACUCUAGAAUAAGACACUGAGGGAAUCACAAUUUGUGAGUCAAAGCAAAUUUCUACUGCAGAACAGACCAUGAAUGCAACACUCACUGUUGCUGAAAACCUGUGGGGCCUCCAAAAAUACUAUUACUGAGUGUGUUUCAUUUAAUGUUUACACAAGCCAUGUGUAUAAGCAUGUGUACUACCUCUUGUGAACUUUUUCAACAAACAUCUUUAGAGACCAGUGCUGUUGGAAAUGUGAGACCAUUUCCAUGACAAAACUAUACACAAGUGCAUUUGCACCUUUUGUAGAGCAAGUGUAAGAUUUCUGCACCUUUUUGUACCAACUUUGUAUACUGAGGUUGAUUACGAGGAACUUGUCAUCACCCUGCUACAACAACUCCAGCAGUUGCCUUGGGGCAAGAAAUACUUGAAAAAAAUGCAAAAGAAUAGUACUGUAGGUGCAUUUCAGGGGCAGUGUUUUUUUUAUUGCAGCCUCAUUGUGCAGGGUUAUUGAUGCCAAAUGCAGUGGAUGAAAUUGUGCAAUUUUUCAGGACCAAAUUAACACAACUGAGAUAUUUGAAAUUACUGCUGUGGGUCACAGCCUGUGUCCAACUGGAAGCACAGCGUCGUGAAUAGACUCAUGUAACAUUCACACAUGCGUUUGUUUGCUUUUUAUUACGCAAUUCCUUUUUCAGGUGAUACACAGGGUGUGUGGGCUCUUUUACAUUAUCUGCUGUUAAAUGUCAUUAUUUUACAUUAUAACAGCUGUAACUGUUUUUGCAAGUAUAUGAAUUCAUUAUCAAUUAUAUAAUAUAACUGGUGUGUUGUCAUGGGCCUAGUAGAGGAAGUUCUACCAAUGGAGAUAGAUAUGAAAAUAUUAAAAAAAAAAACAAGUUUUGGAUUAAGACAUAAAUUUGCUGUGUUUGUCUUUGGGGGAUUGAGUUUCACUGAACAUGUAUUAAAAUAUGUUUUGAAUAGUGUCGAAUUCUACAUGAUUGUGUGUCAUUGUUGUCUUUGCACCAGCAAUAGCACACUCUAGUGGUUACUCUGAGGAACAGAAUGUGAGAAUAAAAAAGUGUCCUGUGA